Aspergillus aculeatinus CBS 121060 is the source of this 1297-nucleotide messenger RNA. Its product is annotated as iron-containing alcohol dehydrogenase. Gene Ontology annotation, cellular component: mitochondrion. The transcript is spliced from 4 exons. The record is from RefSeq and is a predicted model, not a curated record. Lineage: Eukaryota; Fungi; Ascomycota; Eurotiomycetes; Eurotiales; Aspergillaceae. Gene Ontology annotation, molecular function: alcohol dehydrogenase (NAD+) activity; metal ion binding. The coding region runs from base 89 to 1297 and encodes 402 amino acids.
AUCUCGCCUGUCAGAACAAAACCCAGGCUUGGGAACGAUUACGCCGGUUAACUUUUGUUUCACUGCUGCACACGAAGCUUCAAUCAAAAUGCGUGAGAGAAUCCAACAGCUUGAUAUCGAAGGUCGCCAUGGUCACGAUGCCAUCUUCGAGGCCUCCUAUCUGGAUGACAUCCCGGCCGCCCUGACCGAGUGGAAAGCGUCACGCAUCCUUCUCGUCGUCAGCACCAGUCUCGACACAAAGUCCUCGGUCAUUAGUGAUCUCGAGAAGGACCUAUCAAACUACCAGGUCUACAAAAAAGUCGGAGUGGGCAAUCACUCGCCCUACAGUGACAUCAUCGACAUCGCACACAGAGUCCAGGACCAUGACAUCCAAGCCGUUGUCUCUAUCGGUUCGGGCUCCUACUCGGAUGCGUGCAAAAUCGCCGUGAUGCUGAGUGCUACACUCCCCUCGGGAUUCGGGGAGGACGAGAUGGAAGCCUUGGUGGACCAGAAGCGAGGCCUAGCCGGACCGGACACCGUCAAGGCUCCUGCAACCAAGCUGAUCUGUGUGCCGACAAGCCUUAGUGCGGGCGAGUGGAACUCCUACGCGAGCGGGACCAAUGCCACAGGGAAGAAACAACAUUUUAUGCAUCCAGAGGGGGCCCCGUCCUUGAUCCUGAUGGAUCCCACGGUCGCACGAACCACUCCGUCGCACCUGUGGCUGGCGUCGGGCAUGCGCGCCGUCGACCACUUUGUGGAGAGUCUGUGCCGCGCCGAAUGCCACGGGGAGGCUGCAACUCAUAUCAAGAAGGGGUUGCCGCUUUUGGUGCGGGGCCUAAAGGAGUACCACGAGGGACAAGAGGGUGGCAACGAGGACGAGCUGCUAAAAGGCAUUGCAGAGAGUCAGCGCGGGUCUAGAGAUGCUUUGAUUCCCUUCAUUAAGUGGAAAAUACCCAUGGGGGCAAGCCACGCUAUUGGCCAUCAGCUGGGCAGUGUGGCAGGCGUCCAGCAUGGUGUGACGAGCUGCAUUCUACUCCCCCCGACGCUCCGAUUCACGCUCAAUGAGACCAAGGCGGCACAGGAGGCAAUCCUCCAGAUAUUCAACGAAGUGCUUGGGUGGCAUGAGACCGAGGCUGCUGAUGCGGUUCAUCGGUUUGUCAAGCUGCUGGGACUGCCAUCGCGGCUCUCGGAAGUCGGCGUCACGCAGGAGGAGCAGUUGCACAAGAUCGCUGAGCUGACGCUGACUGACGCAUUGGCGCACAACAAGGCGCUACCAGAUAAGGAGGGGAUCCUUCAGAUCCUGAACAUGGCCAAAUGA